Molecule: messenger RNA, 2719 nt
Organism: Saprolegnia diclina VS20
Lineage: Eukaryota; Oomycota; Saprolegniomycetes; Saprolegniales; Saprolegniaceae
Exons: 3
Coding region: 59-2647 (862 amino acids)
Molecular function (GO): lipid binding; metal ion binding
Source: RefSeq, a predicted model, not a curated record
CGCUCGGGUAUAACCCAUUGCAUCAUUUUGGACGGGCGGAGGACGACGACGCUCGGACAUGCAGACCUUCUUCAACGCGCCGCAGCUCACGGACGAUGAGAUCGAGCGCAUGAAGAGGCUCGGCCGCGAUGUAUGCACCCAGGUGGCGUACGCGGCCCGGCGCGCCGACAGUGGCAGCGUCGCCGUGCGCUGGCGCAGCCUUGGCGUCGAGAACAAGGUCGAGCUCUUCGCCGGCGACGACCCGCUGCCAGAGCAAGAGAAAUUCCUGAGCUACAUGUGCGGCGUCACGUCCGUGCAUGCGACCAUCGACCAGGUCGCAGACCUCUUCAACGCCGACCACAUGAGCCAGACCCAUGGCCUCACGCCAUCGGCCGAGUUCACGCGCCAGUUCAACCAGGACCUCGCGAGCUACCAGACGCUCAAGUACUUGCGCCAGCGCACAGAAAAGUACCCGCGCCACUCGGUCAGCAUCAAGUGGUUUCUCAUGGAGUCGCCGUCCAUGGCGGCCAAGCCCCGCGACUACGUCUACCUCGAGUCGCAAGAAGACAUUAUGGACGCCAAGCGCAACAAGCGAGGGUGGGUCUGCGCAAUGCACUCGAUCGACCUCCCGAGCGCGCCGAGUCUCGAGCGCACCCACGACAUUGUCCGCGGCAGCUUGUACCGGUCCGGCUUUGUGUUUACAGAAACCGAGACGCCGGGCGUGCUCGAAGCCAUCUACCUCCUCCAGAUCGACUUUAAGGGCUCGCUGCCGAUGCACCUGCGCCAGUCCAUCAUGAAGCAGCGCCUCGGCUGCCUCCGCGCGAUCGACGACCAUUUCCUGCGGCGCGCCGGCGCGCCCGUUCCGCAUGCGAUGCCGUCGUACCCGGCCAACAACAACAGCAACAACAACAGCACCAACACUGCUUUGCACAAGGGCGGCGUCGCGCUUCUUGGCGACAUCCACCUCAAGUCCAAGCACGGCGUCUCGACCUGCGCGUGCUGUGCGGGCGGCUUUGGCUUUCUCAAGAAGAAGCACAACUGCCGCGUGUGCGGCGAAGUCGUCUGCAGCAGCUGCUGCACGCAACAGCGCCCCACGGUGCCCGUCGAAGGCAUCAAGAAGUAUCACAUUUGCUCGCUCUGUGCCGUCGAGAACCGGCAAGCGGCCGCCAACGGCGCACUCGGACGCUCGCGCUCGGGCCACGAGCUCUACAACCACAGCAACAACAAUAACAACAAUGGCGCCAACCCCAACACGCGCAGCGCGCUCUCGUCGUCCAACAACAUGAAGUCGCCCAACUCGGGGCCGCCAGGGCCGUUCCCGUCGCGCUUGCAGCAGCCCAAUCUACCGCGGGCCACCAUGUCCAAGCCCAUGCAGAGCGACUCGUUCCUGGACGACGACCCAUACGCGAUGCGACUGCGCAUGCCCGACCACAUGGUGCGCAAGCCGAGCUACCGCGAGUCGACGUCCGGGCCGCUCCAGCCGCUCAGCCGACCGUCGGGCUUUGCACCGCGCUACGAGCACGACCUGGCGCUCGUACCCGAGUACCAUCCGCCGCAGCAAGCGCCAUCGAAUGGCUUUCACCGGCACUCGACGUACUUUCCACCGGCGCGCCCCGACUCGCGCGAGUCGUUUGUCAACGAACGCGAGUCGGUGCUCGACUUGUACGACGAAGUGGGCACGUCGGUGAGCCGGUACGUGCCGCCGCCACCGGCGCGUGUGCCCCGGCCGGGGCCCCGGCAGACGCAAGUGCAAUACUUGCCGCGGUCGGGCGAAGCGACGACGAUCGACCUCCGCGACCUCAACAACGCGUCGGAUGUGCUCGCGCAGCUCAACAACCAGCGCCCCGGUGCGCACGAGUCGACGGUCCGGCUCGAGAUCAUUCAAGGCGCCGACGACGGCAACAACGAGGACAACUCGUACGACUAUGACGCAUCGCUGGCGCGCCGGCCGCGCGACUACUACCCGCCGUCGGCGUCCGGGCGGUUCCGCGCGCCGCCGCAGGCGCCACCGCGUUGGAUCGACCGCCCGUCGACGUCCCGUGCGUUUGACCCGAUGCAGAUGCGCUUUGACAACAUCAUUGCGAGCACCUCCAACCUCGUGGCACCGACGGCCCAAGCGGUGCCCGAGGCGAGCAGCACCAACGCGCUCGCGAUCCCCGCCGGGUCGGUCUACAAGGGCAGUCGCUACCGCAUCAAGGAAACGCGGUAUUAUGCAACGACGCCAGAUGCGACGCCGGACGAGUACAUUGCCGACGAGCGCGACUCGAUCGUCGUCGACAUGCCGUCGCAGCCACCGGCGGCGAAUCCGUCGACGGCCGCGAACAACAACAACCGCCUCGGGAACGGGUCGAGCCCGACAGCCGUCGCUGUGUCCAAGUUUCUGGACCAAGACAUUGACAUGUUCUUGCAGCCGAUGGACAAGAAGGCGACGCUGCAGCUCGAGAACCAGCCGGCGCCGAUGGUGGACGUCAAGAAGGAAGGUCCGCCGAACUUUGACCACAGCGCAAGCAUUGAAGACAUGCUCGGGCCGCUGCGCAGUAGCAACAACGAAGACGACUCGGUCGCGUACCUCACAGCGCUGCUCAUGGAGCGUCUCCGCAUGGCCAACGCGACCGAGCGCGAGCAGAUCAAAGAGACGCUGCGCGCCGCUGUCCAAGACCCGCAGUAGGCGAGUAGACCGUCAGUAUACUAAGUUAACUGCGCGCGCCCGUGCGCUCUGUAAUAUCUGUUGUCGUGUCGA